Punica granatum (pomegranate) is the source of this 1137-nucleotide messenger RNA. The record is from RefSeq and is a predicted model, not a curated record. NCBI's taxonomy places the organism in Eukaryota, Viridiplantae, Streptophyta, Magnoliopsida, Myrtales, Lythraceae.
AAGGAUGUGGAUAAACCGCAACCAUAACAUCUGACAUGUUCACUUUCAAUUAAUAUCUCUCUCACGGUCCGACCCAACUACCACUUCCUCUGCUUUCAGCCAGUCCUCUUCCUCCAUCCCCAGCAAUGGCGGCUCUCACUUCCAUCGCCACUCUAUCCCCCAAAUCCGUGGCCGUCCCUUAUCAACCUCAGAAGCUUCUGAGACUCUCUCCGAAGCCCGCCCUCAUCUCCUGCCGCCUAGAUUCCUCGUCGGACAAAUCUCACGAAUCAAAGAAUUGGCGGACACUGGUCUCUACUGCCUUGGCCGCCGCAGUUAUUAGCUUCAGCUCCUCCCUUCCUGCAAAUGCUGAUCUCAACAAGUACGAGGCAGAGACUCGUGGUGAAUUCGGGAAUGGGUCUGCCGCACAGUAUGGCUCGGCAGAUCUCAGGAAAGCAGUUCAUGUGAAUGAAAAUUUAAGAAGAGCCAAUUUCACAGCUGCUGAUAUGAGGGAAUCCGAUUUCAGUGGCUCAACAUUUAAUGGCGCUUACCUUGAGAAGGCGGUCGCUUAUAAGGCGAACUUCACAGGUGCCGAUUUGAGCGACACAUUGAUGGAUCGCAUGGUCCUCAAUGAGGCUAAUCUUACGAAUGCAGUGCUGGUGAGAUCAGUUCUCACACGUAGUGAUCUCGGUGGGGCCAUAAUUGAAGGCGCCGACUUCAGUGAUGCGGUAUUGGACCUUACACAGAAGCAGGCUCUUUGCAAGUAUGCGAGUGGCAUGAACCCAAUCACGGGGGUGAGCACAAGAAAGAGCUUAGGAUGUGGAAAUAACCGACGAAAUGCUUACGGCUCUCCUUCAUCUCCACUCCUCAGUGCACCACCCCAGAAGCUGCUCGAUCGAGACGGAUUUUGUGACCCCUCCACCGGCCUCUGUGAUGCAACAAAAUGAAGGAGCAGAUCUGUGACAAGAGAAGCCACACAAAAAGUCUAUUCUAACUUUGUACAUAAGAGAAACUUUGCAUAGUGCACCUGUUUUGACAGAACGUGGGUGUACUGGUAGCAAUAUACAUUCAUGGGAACAGAGUGGGCAAGGAAAAUUACUUCCUCGAGAAAUGAUUUAUGAUCCAACAUACUUUUUAUCAAAUGUCAUCAUCUUUUCACUA